Closterium sp. Yama58-4 is the source of this 921-nucleotide messenger RNA. Lineage: Eukaryota; Viridiplantae; Streptophyta; Zygnematophyceae; Desmidiales; Closteriaceae. The record is from the annotation of a GenBank genome assembly.
AUGCACGCCGACCCCGAGCACUGCUGGGACAUCGCAACCAUGACGGUGAAGGAGGCGUUGGCGAGCUGGAAGGGCAAGGCGGUGAAGGCCGCCAUGGAUGAGGAAAUACGGAGCCUCAUCGCGAACGGCACGUGGGAGCUCGUUGAGCGGCCCCCCGGCGUCAACAUCAUGAAAAAUCGGCUGAAGCAAUCGCCACUGCUGUGGAACAAGGCGCUCAACGACAUGCUGGUAGGCGCCGCAUGGAAGAAGAGCCAGGUCGACAAGGCUCUGUACUUCAAAGUCGGUGUCGACAAGGUGGUCUGUUGGGUGCUGGUCUACGUCGACGACCUGCUUGCCGCCAGCAGCAGCACCGCGAUGCUGAAGGAGCUGAAGGAGCUGCUGGAGGCCGCCUUCGAGCUGCGGGAGAUCUCGCCGGUGCAGAAGUACCUCGGGCUGGAGAUCGUGCUAGACAGGCUGGCGAGGAAACUAUGGCUACACCAGCAGAGCUACGCCGACAAGCUGCGUAGGCGUUUCAUCGACGAGGAGCAGGGCGGUCGGACCCCAAAGACGCCGGUCUCCGUCGACGCCUACGCCGAACUCACCUUCGACGACGACAAGGUACAGGAGCGCCAGGAGGAGGAGUACCGGCAGAAGGUCGGCCCGCUGCCGUCCGCGGCGACGAUGACAAGGCCGGACAUCGCCUUAGCGUGUAGCAAGCUGGGGAGCGGCCUCACAGUGAGGAGCGAUCAGCACUGGCGCGAGGUCGACCGCUGCCUCGCCUACCUCGCCAACACGCGUGACACCGCCCUGGAGUUCGGCGGUGGUCCGGAGUCACUGGAGCUGGUCGGCUACGUGGACGCCGAUGACCGCGGCGACAAGCAGAACCGGACGAGCACGGGUGGCUACGUGUUCGUCUACGGAGGGGCCGCGAUCUCCUCCUAG